Messenger RNA from Dictyostelium purpureum, 1302 nucleotides. RefSeq lists its product as uncharacterized. NCBI's taxonomy places the organism in Eukaryota, Evosea, Eumycetozoa, Dictyosteliales, Dictyosteliaceae. The record is from RefSeq and is a predicted model, not a curated record. The transcript has a single exon. The coding region runs from base 1 to 1302 and encodes 433 amino acids.
AUGGAAAUAAAUUUAAAAUUAAAUUCAUUAGUUUUUAAUGAAGUAUUACCAUAUCUAUUAUAUAAUAAUAAUUAUAAAAGAAUAUUAGAAUUAAGUUUAAUUUCAAAACAAUCAUUUCAAAUCAUUCAAAAUUUAUUAACUCAUAAACAUAUCAUCAAAAUUAAACCAAAUAAUCUAAUAAACUCAAUAAAGAAAUCAAGAGAAAAUAACAAAUAUGAACUAUUUUUAAUAAAGUAUAAAGAGUUGGAAAGUAUCCAUUUCAAACAUUGCAAUAUUUAUUCAAAAAAGAAAUUCAAAAAGAUCAAGAGUGAACUUUUAGAACAAUGUGAACAAUUAAAAAAAGUUAUUUUCAACAAUACUAAUGUUGAUACAAUGGCUAGUAAUCCAACAUAUGAUAAUUUUUAUGAAUUUAGAGGUUUAGAUUUAUAUUGGAACUCAGAAGAUCGUCCAUGGUCAAACGAAACCGAAUUAAAAAAAGAAACUUUAAUAAUAGACGAUUCAUAUAUAUUUUCAUUUGAAUUUUUAUCAAGAUAUCCAAAUUCAAAGAAAAUCUCAAUAUCACUAACUAAUUGCGAUUCGAGUAUGUGUUUAGAGAAUUUGGAUGGUAUUUUAAAAAAUUGUUGUAGUACAGUAGAAUCUAUUAAAUUUUACGUAUACAAUACACCCCAUAAUUUUGUUGGAAAAGUAAUAAAUUCAAAAUCACCAGCAAUCAAAUCAUUCACUGUUAGAUUGGCCAACUAUGACACAAGUAAAUUGGUUGCAAAUUUAUUUAGAGAAUCAGAAAUCUCAAAAAAUAAUAUAUUAAAGGUGUUAAAAUUAAAAUAUUGUGAGGAAAUUUCCACUCCAUAUCUUAACCAAGAGCCAACCGAAUUUUUAGAAACACUAAUAGGUAAUCAAACUUUAGAAACAUUGGGUUUAGAAUUAUUCAAAGUAAGCAACUCGGAAAAACUAUCACCACUUAUCCAAGUACCAAAUAUUACAACAUUAAUAUGCAAUUUCAACUCUUUCGAUGCCUUUCUUUUACAUUGCAACGAAAAUCAUAAUAUUACCACUUUAAAAGCUGGUUGGGAUGCUCAUCAAGACCCUUUUCUCGAUGAUAACAUUCAAGAUUAUGAUUUGGUAAAUGCACUUUCAAAUUUCUUUAAAAAUAAUAAAUCAUCAUUGCAUUCAAUUAUAUUUUAUAGAACAGCAGAUGAUUUAAAAGGAAGUAUCAUAAAAGAAAGAAAUAAUAUUAAUAACAAUAUAAAAAAUAUAACUUUUAAAAUUUUAGAUCCAUAUUCCUCCAAAGAAAUUAUAUUAUAA